CCACAGAGAAACUUCAGCAGUCCCCUCUCACUGCGACCGCGCUAUCGGGAAGUGUCUUUUUGGGGCUUCUCCUUGAAUUCCAUGGCGAUUCUGUAAUCUUCCAGCUCAAGAAUUCCGGAAGCGGAUACAUGAGUUUAUGUGUUGAGUGGAAUCAGAAAUAUACGGCUUGUAAUUUCAUGGCGGCGACGCUUCUAUCGAAUACCUUGACCUCGUCUUUCCAUGGCCGCCGACUCACAAUUCGAAGCAAAUCGAAGGAAACUGCGCCGUCUGGCUUCAGUUUCAGGAGCCCUAGGUGCACGGUGGAUACGCCGUAUGAAGGUAACAUCUCAAAGUUCCCUAGAAUGAAUGUUUGGAAUCCUUACAAGCGCCUGGGUAUAAGUCCGUACGCUUCCGAGGAAGAAGUUUGGAGUGCUCGGAACUUCUUGUUGAGCCAAUAUGCUGCUCAUGAGAGAAGUGCAGAAUCGAUAGAAGCAGCUUUCGAGAGGCUGCUAAUGAACAGCUACAAGAAUAGGAAGAAAACAAAGAUUAACCUAAAAACCAGGCUAAAGAAGCAGGUUGACGAAUCGCCGCCGUGGGUAAAAAACUUGCUCAGUUUUGUGGAGAUUCCACCGCCAGUGAUCAUUUUAAGACGGCUAUUCCUGUUUGGUUUCAUGGCAUGCUGGAGUGUGAUGAACUCUGCUGAAGCUGGACCUGCUUUUCAAGUGGCGUUAUCUCUCGCAGCUUGCAUAUACUUUCUAAACGACAAAAACAAAAGCUUGUCUAGAGCUGCCAUCAUCGGAUUUGCAGCUCUUGUGGUCGGGUGGAUUUGUGGCUCGUGUUUGGUCCCAUUGAUUCCGUCGGUUUUGUUGCAGCCGACGUGGAGCCUCGAACUUCUUACAUCCCUGGUAGCUUAUAUAUUCCUCUUCUUAGCCUGUACUUUUCUCAAGUGAGGUAACUAACUAGAUUUGAUCCAAUUACCUUCUUGCGAUUAAGAAAUUGCUAAAGAUGGUUCGGUUUUGAGUUGUGAUUCUUGAUUUUAUGUCUUCUUUUUUUUGGAAUGAUUGUUAUGUCAUUACAAAUUCAAUUUCAUUGAGCUGAUGUUUCUUUGGAAAUAUUUUGAUGUUGA
This is a messenger RNA of Andrographis paniculata, 1105 nucleotides long. RefSeq names its product protein CHAPERONE-LIKE PROTEIN OF POR1, chloroplastic. Gene Ontology annotation, cellular component: chloroplast membrane. The coding region runs from base 129 to 929 and encodes 266 amino acids. The record is from RefSeq and is a predicted model, not a curated record. The transcript has 5 exons. NCBI's taxonomy places the organism in Eukaryota, Viridiplantae, Streptophyta, Magnoliopsida, Lamiales, Acanthaceae.